Molecule: messenger RNA, 2389 nt
Organism: Spinacia oleracea (spinach)
Lineage: Eukaryota; Viridiplantae; Streptophyta; Magnoliopsida; Caryophyllales; Amaranthaceae
Product: cyclin-SDS-like
Exons: 7
Coding region: 254-1792 (512 amino acids)
Source: RefSeq, a predicted model, not a curated record
UGGACCAUUGCCCACUGACCCCACUAACCAUAACAAACAGUUUUCUCUCUCUCCUCCUCCUCCUUCUCCUUCCUCCCCCCUCAAACUUUUUAACCGCACACGUUCCCCUGCUUUUUCAUGCAGUUGUUCCUUACUCUUUCUCUCUCCUCUUUCUCUCACUAACUUCAUUCUCUGCAAGACUGCAAAUCUCUUCCCUAACUUCAUUCUCUGACAAAACAACACUACAACAGCAUCAGCAUUGCCAAAUUCAAAUAUGAAGCGAAAGAUUACUGAUCAAGCUACUGCUACUGAUACUACUACUGUUGCUGCUGAUGCUGAUUUUUUGACGAAGAAUAUGAGAUCGAAAAUUCCACGCCGAAAACGAGCUCACAUAUCUCCAAUUCUCUUCGAUUUCGACACUUCGAAUGCUUCUUCUCUCAAGCUCAAUCGCAAUGGCUCCUUCAAUUCUGCUGAUGAGAUUUCCUGCAAUACGACGAUUGAAUCAGCUGCGUUGCCUCCGAACGCGGCGUUUCGCGGUGGAAAUGAGGUGAUUCUGAAGCCGUUGAAGAAGGAGGUCGCUGAAGUUUCGGUGUCGGAGAAUUCCUGCGUUGAGUCGUGCUCUGUUGUUACAGAAUCGAAGCGAAAUGACGUCGUUCCGACGGAAUCCACGGAAGAGGUUGAUUCUCCAUCAAAUACGAUGGCGACGGUUGAUCAGAGGAAUGUGAAUAAUUGCUCCUGCGAUUCCGGCAAUUUUCUGAUCGGAUCCGUCGGCUCUGAUUUGGCUUGCACUGAGGAAUUCUCGUAUGACGAUUACGAAGAUUCGUCGGCGACGAACUUCUCGCUUGAAUCGGAUAUUUUUUCCGGUAAUGGAGAAUCGGAGUUCGAUGAAUUUACCGACGAAUACACUCCUUCCUUGUGGUUGAAUUCCGGCAGCCAAUUCUCCGAGAAAUCCGGCGACGAUUCAACUCCUUCUCCCUGUUUCUCUCUCUUCAAGGAGUAUUACAAUCAGUUCUUAAAAAUGAGCUCCGAUUCUCCUGAUUACGAAGUUUCCUCUCUCUUCGAUGAUCAGUACUCUGAUGAACUUGCUUACUGGAAAUUUGAAGCUGAGGAAGAUGAAGAGAGCUACAGACUGUUACGAAGUAGAGAGAGAAAUCAAGCAGUGAAGGUGAAAGAUUAUGUUGAAGAGUAUGAUUUCGCCACUGAUUAUGGAGAAUUAAUCAUCGAACAACGAUUAUUAAUGGUUAAUUGGAUUAUCGAGCUAUCCAGAAAAAAGGAUCUCCAGAAUGAAACAAUGUUUCUUGGUGUGCGUCUCCUUGAUAGAUUUCUGAGCAAAGGAUUUUUUACUAGUAGGAAGAACAUACAACUACUUGGUAUAGCAUGCUUCACCUUGGCCAUGAGAAUUGAAGAGAAUCAGCCUUACAACAGUGUUCGGCAAAAGUCUUUCUAUGUGGGAAGCAAUGUGUACAGCAGAUAUGAAGUGGUUGCCAUGGAAUGGGUAGUGCAAGAGGUCCUUAAAUUUCACUGCAUCUCGGCAACAAUAUACAACUUCCUGUGGUUUUAUCUUAAAGCUGUGUCAGCUGAUGAAGGAACGCAAAAGAAGGCCAAGUAUUUGGCCGGUCUGUCAUUGCUUGAUCAUAGUCAUCUCAGAUAUUGGCCCUCAACUGUAGCAGCAGCAUUGGUUAUCCUUGUCUCCGUGGCAGCAAAUCGUGAUGAAUCCAGCCUUCGAGUUAUGGAGGCUCAUGUCAGAACCAAAGUUGAUGAUCUACCAGAAUGCAUUAAGAGCUUGGAGUGGUUGGCUAAGUACGCUUUGUAAAGAAAAUCUCCAUACUUGAUGGGAGAUUGUGGCCAUCAACACAACACAGGAAGAUAAAACAUUCAAAAUUCGUAAAGUAUAUAGAAAAUUCUUGCACAUUUUACUGUAUAGGGCCUCAUUCUUUUGUGAAGUGUAACUUCACCUUGGAGUCUCGGACCACCAGCAUACACUCACUCACUCAGCAUCAAAGUCCGGGCUAAGAGUUCAGCAAAACAUGCAUAAUUCCAGUUUGCGACUCAAAAAUUUAGUUGGCAACAGAACUCGUCUACAAUACUAUUCUUUGUGCUCAUUCUUGUUGCAAAUUUUGUAUAGACUAUAUAGUGAUAAUAUGUUGUCAUAGGAGUUUGCGAUACAGCAAGCCAGAUUUCGCUACUGCAGAGGGUAUACUGCACAUUAGUGAUUUGGUUCGGCUUUUUGCCAAAGGCAUGAAGCCUUGUUGAAUUCAGUGGCCAGCAUUGAUCAUUAGUCCUUAUAGAGUCAAUGUUCUGAACAGUUGAAUUUUUGUGCUUUUACUUUAAUCUAAUGAGAAAAAUGGAUCGUUAAUUCCUCUUCAGUUUCUUUGAUACUUCGCAUUGUUUAUCAAUCUUAAGUUCUUAA